CUCCCUGACCCCAUUCCCUGUCCCCAGGGCACGAGCGUGCUGUCCCCGUUCCUGCACAUCGGGGCCGUGCUCGCCCUGGCCGUGAUGAUCUACAAGAAAUCGGCCGUGCAGCUCUUCGAGAGACACCCCUGCCUCUACAUCCUCACCUUCGGCUGCGUCUCCGCCAAGAUCACCAACAAGCUGGUGGUUGCUCACAUGACCAAGAGUGAGAUGCACCUGUAUGACACAGCUUUCCUGGGCCCAGCUCUGCUCUUCCUGGACCAGUAUUUCAACAGCUUCAUCGACGAGUACCUCGUGCUCUGGAUCGCCCUGGUGCUGUCCCUGCUGGACCUGCUCCGCUACUGCGUCAGCGUCUGCUCCCAGAUCGCCGCCCACCUGCACAUCCAUGUGUUCCGCAUCCAGGGCCGCCCCUCCCACUCCAACCACCACUAGGGAACCGGGAGCCGCCAGGAAAAACAGGAAAGGGUUGCUCUCCUGCGUGACCGGGUGACGGAGGAGAGCGGAGGCGCGACGAGACCCAAGUAAUUAAUAAUCGCGAUCACUUUAUCUGACUCUGGCUCUGGGACCGGUGACACUCCCCGACAGUCUCCUGCCUCGGGAGAGCCCAUUCCAGAGGCAGCUCCGCAGUCAGCCCUGUCGGUUCCGGGCCUGGGAACAGCACGCAGGGAUAACGCUCUGUCUUUGUGAUUCCCUUGAUUCCAAAUUAACUCUCUGGCGAACGGAUCCCCACGAGUCUCUAACGUAGUGUCAGUGCAGCCAGAUCUGCUUUGGGUUCUAAUCUCUCAUCAUCUCCUAGUGAAAUACUCCCGUAGUUCCACUCAGAUUGAUUUUACUAAAGACCCGAGCUGGUUAAACACACAAACACCCUGAGGUAUCUCACUGCCUUGCCUUGGAGCCCGGGCUGGGCUGGUUUUUCUUUUUUUUUU
Lepidothrix coronata (blue-crowned manakin) is the source of this 926-nucleotide messenger RNA. Its product is annotated as choline/ethanolaminephosphotransferase 1-like. The coding region runs from base 85 to 432 and encodes 115 amino acids. Gene Ontology annotation, cellular component: Golgi apparatus; endoplasmic reticulum membrane. The transcript has 3 exons. Gene Ontology annotation, biological process: phosphatidylethanolamine biosynthetic process. Gene Ontology annotation, molecular function: diacylglycerol cholinephosphotransferase activity; ethanolaminephosphotransferase activity. The record is from RefSeq and is a predicted model, not a curated record. Lineage: Eukaryota; Metazoa; Chordata; Aves; Passeriformes; Pipridae.